Dermatophagoides pteronyssinus (European house dust mite) is the source of this 5546-nucleotide messenger RNA. Its product is annotated as cell adhesion molecule Dscam1-like. NCBI's taxonomy places the organism in Eukaryota, Metazoa, Arthropoda, Arachnida, Sarcoptiformes, Pyroglyphidae. The record is from RefSeq and is a predicted model, not a curated record. Gene Ontology annotation, molecular function: protein binding. Gene Ontology annotation, biological process: cell-cell adhesion.
AUAUACGAAUAAAAUUGAAUGGCAAAAAGAAAAGCAAAAAAAAAUUUUGAAAUUUUGAAAAUCCAAAUUUUUUUGAUCAUUAAAAAUGGCCAGUAAUUAUGCUCAAACAGUUGUCCAAGCAAUGAAAAUGAUGUCUAAUUUGAUGAUGACCAAAAUUAAACAACGAUCAAAUUGGUCGUAUUAUGAUCGAAAAUUUAUUAUCAAUAAUGAUUUAUUGAAAACUACCUAUUUAUCAUCAUCAUCAUCAUUCGCAACAACGUCAACAUCAAUUUUUUCAUCAUUAUCAUUGUCGAAUUUGAGGAAAUUUCCAUUAUAUUCAAUCAUUAUUCAAAAUAUGAUUUUGAUGAUUAUAAUGAUAACAACAAUGUUGCCAUUACCAAAUAGUUGUUUAUUGCUCAAUACAGCAGAUCAUAUUGUCGAUCAUAUUGGGCCAUAUUUCAUACGUGAACCACCACAGCAAGUGAUAUUUUCAAACAAUACCGGUGCCGUAAUUUAUUGUUCAGUGAAUGGAAAUCCAAUGCCAAAAGUUUAUUGGGAAACAAAAAAUGAUCAAAUUAUAACCGAUGUUACAGGCAUACGACAUGUACGACAUGACAAUGCACUCAUUUUUCAACAAUUUUCGACCAAAGAUUAUCGUCCAGAUUUACAUUCACAAACGUAUCGUUGUUGUGCAGAAAAUUCUGUUGGCAUUAUCAAAAGUCGAUAUGUUCAAGUUCGUGCCGUGGUUGAACAACGAUUUGUAAUCGAAGUUUACGAUGAAUUUGUUACCGCAGGCAAUUCAGCAUUAUUACGUUGUCAUAUACCAGCAUUUAUGCGUGAUUUACUUGAUAUUAUUGGUUGGAUAGAAGGUUCAUCUAAUCAUAUUUUACCCGAUACAAAUGCCUUUGUUUCAUCAUCAUCAUCAACAUCAUCGUCGUCGUCGUCAUCAUCGUCCAUAACACACCGUCAAAAUUCAGAUAAAUAUCGUAUACUUUACAGUGGUGAACUUUUAAUCAAUAAAGUUGAGCCUGCUGAUGCAUUAAAAAGUUUUCGCUGUCAAGUUAAACAUCGAAUGACGAAUGAGAAAUUUUUAAGCUCUAAUUCUGGACGUUUGUUUGUUUCCGAGCUAAUUACUAGUCAACCACCAAGAAUAAUCGAUACAAAUCGUGUAAUAAUAGCGGAAGAAGGUUCAUCAGCAGAAAUUGUUUGCCUAGCUCAAGGCUAUCCUGAACCAACAUACACGUGGUAUAAAAAUACUGAUCUAAUAUCAGAUCGUAUUAUAACCGAAUCAUCAUCAUCAACAUUAAGUGGCCUAAUGUCAAAUAACUAUCUAAUACCUCGUUUUCGUAUAUUAACAAAUUCAAUAUUGAUCGAAAAAGUCAACCAAAAUGAUGCCGGUCUAUAUCGUUGUAUUGUAAACAAUAGUCUUGGUUCAGAAUUGGCUGAAACACAGUUGAUUGUUCGAUCACCAUUGAAUGUCCAGAUUGGUCUUCCAAUAAUUCGCAUUGAAUUGGGCCAUAGUUUAACGCUUAAUUGUACUGUUAGUGGUGGCCCAAUUAAAGCUAUCGAAUGGUUACAUAAUGGUCGUCCCAUAUCAAAUAUGUUGACGAGUAGUAAUGGUGGUGGCACAUCAUCAACAUCAACUGGCAUUGGUGCCAUUUCAUCAUCAUCAUCAUCUUCAUCGAAUGGUAGCGGCGGAUUUCGUAUACGAUUAAUUUCUCGUGAAGUUUUACACAUUUCCAAAGUAACACGAACAGAUCAUGGAAUGUAUCAAUGUGUUGCAUUCAAUGAUUUUGAUUCGGCACAGGCACAAGUUCAAUUACAACUUGGUGAUAAUGCACCACAAUUGUUAUCGGUAUUUUCGGAACAAACAUUACAACCAGGUCAACCAUUAUCAUUAAAGUGUAUUGCAUCAGGAAAUCCGAUACCACAAGUUUUAUGGCAUGUUUAUGACAAGUUACCGAUACCCGAUCAUUUGGCUAGAUAUCGUAUUGGUGAUUAUGUAACAAGAGAUUCAUUAUUGGUCAGUUAUGUCAACAUAUCAUCCAUACUACCCGAAGAUGGUGGCCUUUAUACAUGUCAAGCUAUGAAUGAUGUUGCAACUGUACAGCAUACAGCUCGUAUCAAUGUAUAUGGGCGACCAACUAUAAGACGUAUGCCAAAUAUAACUGCAGUUGCAGGUGAAAGUAUUUCGAUUACAUGUCCAGUUGGUGGCUAUCCGAUCGAUUCUAUUGUUUGGGAAAGAGAUUCCGUACGUCUUCCAUAUAAUCAUCGACAAAAAGUGUUCACAAAUGGCACCCUUACAGUCAAUGAGCUUGAACGUGUAACCGAUGAAGGAAUUUAUACAUGUAUAGCACGUAAUAAAGAAGAUGUUCGUUCAAGUGCCAAAACUUCAUUCUCAUUAAGAGUAUUCGUUCGUCCUGUGAUCGAACCAUUCAAAUUUCCACAGUCCUUACAUCAAUCUCAGCGUUAUAAUUUACUUUGUACGGUUGUCAAAGGUGAUCCUCCGAUCAAAGUUGAAUGGUAUAAAGAUGGAAAAAAAUUAUCUAUUGGUUCAUUUCCUCAUACGAAUAUCAUACAUGUUACUGAUUAUUCCGUUACUUUGGCAUUCGAGUCUGUACAGCCUGACCAUAGAGGUAACUAUACUUGUGUUGCAUCGAAUGGAGCUGGAAGCAGUAGCCAUAGUGCAACAAUGAUCAUACACGUACCACCACGUUGGCGUAUCGAACCAACGGAUAUGACGGUCGUUAAAGGACAUAAUGCCAUUAUUGAUUGUGAUACGGAUGCCUAUCCGGAACCGGUUAUUACAUGGUCACGGGCUGAAGGUCUAGAUAUUAACAAUGAAUUACCAUCGAAUUUCAAGCCAAUCAAUUCAAAUGGACAUUAUCGAUCAUAUGAAAAUGGAUCAUUGGUCAUACAUAAUUCACAUAAAUCCGAUACUGGUUAUUAUAUGUGUGCUGCAUCCAAUGGUAUUGGUCCUGGUAUCAGUAAAGUUAUUAAGAUUACUGUCAAUGUUGCGGCAACAUUUGAGACAAAAUUCCGUACUGAAACUGUUCAUCGAGGAUUAGAAGCACGAAUCAAAUGUAGUGCAAAUGGUGAUAAGCCUGUUACCAUUUCUUGGUUCAAAGAUAAAGCACCAUUAAUGACCACUGAAGAUGGUCGAUAUGAUCUAAUUGAAACAAUUAUGAAUGAAGGUAUUAAAUCCGAACUAUUGAUUCGUAAUGCUGAUCGUCGUGAUGGUGGUCUAUACACGUGUUUGGCAUCCAAUUCAUUUGGUCAUGAUGAUACCAAUAUACAGCUUAUUGUACAGGAACCGCCGGAUCCACCAAGUGAUAUAAAAAUUAUUGAAAGAGAUGGCCGAUCAAUACGUAUUCAAUGGUCAACACCAUAUAGUGGUAAUAGUCCAUUAACUCAUUAUAUUGUUCAACAUAAACCUGAAAGUGAAAAAUUAUCGUCACAUUACUAUAAUUUAACAUUGGUUGCAUCGGAAAAUUCUGUUUCAUUAAAUGGCCUUCAACCGGUAACCACAUAUCAAGUUCGUAUUAUUGCUAUCAAUGAUCUUGGUCAAAGUGAACCAAGUGAUGUAAUGUUUGUACAAACGGAUGAAGAAACGCCUGGUGGUCCGCCAUUACAUUUGAAAGCUAUAGCAUUAACAUCUACAUCGAUCAAAGUAUCGUGGAAAACACCACGUAAAGAGCUUCAAUUUGGUUUUAUUCGUGGUUAUUAUAUUGGCUAUCGAUUAAUUCAAUCGACCUCAUCAAUGGAUGGAUCAUCAUCAUCAUCAUCUGGAUCUACACAACAAAGUGAUUUUAUCUACAAAACUCUUGAAGUUAAAGGAAAAGAUAAUGUUGAAGAAUGUAUUAUUAGCGAGCUUAAACGAGCUUCACGAUAUGAAAUUAUCGUGCAAGCUUUCAAUUCAAAAGGUGCCGGUCCAUCAUCUGAACCGGUGCAUGUUAAAACAUUAGAAUUUGAUCCACCAACAUCACCAACACUGCAAGUUACUGAAGUAACAUUUAAUUUCAUACGAUUAUCAUGGUCAAUGUUGUCCGAUCAAAUUAUAUCAGGAUAUAUUCUACAUUAUAAACGCGAAUCAAGCGAUUGGCGUGAAUUGAAAUUAUCAAAUAUCCAAACAUUUACACAUGAAAAUCUUCGUUGUGGUACUCGAUAUCAAUAUUAUUUGGUUGGCUUUAAUUCGGCUGGAAAAGGCGAUCCAAGCCAAGUAGUUUCGGCACGUACCGAUGGAACUUCUCCAGUUGCUCCCGAUAAGAAUUCGUUGCUUUCGGUCAAUUACACUAUGGUUACUAUUUAUCUUGAUUCAUUUCAUGAUGGCGGAUGUAAAAUAAAUAAUUUCGAAGUGAUGUACAAAACGGAUCGAUUACAUAACUGGACCCCGUUGACAAUGUCCGAUCAACGAACUAUUGUGCUCAAUGAUCUACUGCCAGGACAUAAAUAUCAGAUUCGAGUGACCGCAUUCAAUGAAGCCGGUAGUACUGAAGCUGAAUAUCAUUUCAUCACGCCGAUGUCAUCGUUACAAAAUGAUCAAGCUAUCAUUUUAAUGGGCUCUCGGUCAACAUCUUCUGUGCCAUUCUAUGCUGAUGUUUUAGUUGUUGUACCAUCGGUCAUUUCAUUUGUUGUCAUUGUCGUUCUUUUAUCACUUGUUUAUAUCAUUUUUACUCGAAAACCUCGGCAUACAAAUAAUAUUUAUGGCAAUUUUAAUGAUCAGAAUAAAUUUACAACCGAAGGAAAUGAAUCGGUCAUUAUGGGAGAAUUAGAGGCUAAAUAUGCCAAUAAUUUAAAUGGCGGAUUCAACACCAAUACCGACCUUAAAGGCUAUCCAGUUGCUGGUAAUGGUGGUGGUUGUGUAGCCACAAUGAAUCAAAAUGUUGUUCAUUUUCAAAGCCCAUAUGCAAUGACUAAUAUUCAGGAAAAAGCCGGAAAUGAGGAAAGAUAUCCACUUAAUCAUUUAAACAUGUCGCCAAUGAAGGCGGCAAACUAUUCAAUUGAACAUGAUGGAAUCUAUGCUACAGUUAAACGGACACCAAGGCCACCAAGAUCCGAUGUGCACAUCUAUCAAUUUCCUCGUACGACCAGGAUAAUACCGCCUAACGCCUAUAGUGGCUCAACAAUGGCUACAGCCACAACCGUUGCAACAACCGAUGAUAUUAUCAACCUCGAUUCUGAAUCAUUUGAUUCAUCAACACCGAAUAGUGGAGGAUGUCGAAUAUCGAACAACAAUAUGGGAAAUGGAGGAGGAGGAUUGGGAUCAUCAUCAUCAACGGCGACGACGAAUCCACACACAUCCAACAACCAUUCGAAUAAUCAAAACACUGCCAAUUGGCGAGCAACAGCAAAUCCAAACACAACAAUGGUCACACGAUAUGAUUCAAAGGAACAUCAUCAACAACAACAACAAGGAACAAUGGCUCAUAUGAAAAAAAUGCAAUAUGGACAAAAUCCAUUGUUCCAUGAGUAAUCUUUCUGGCUUUAAAACAUUAUUCAUUUUUUAUUAACAAAUAUAUCAUUCGUUUUGAAUUCGGGAAAAAGUUUGAAUGUUUGAAAAUCAAAGG